CAACACUGCUUCUAAGUAACUUGUGAUUCAAAUACAACUUUUAAAAUGAAGUUAUUGUCGAUAUUUAUGAUUGUUGCUGCUUUAAUCUUUGGAAUUAUGUCCAACGGAGUUGUUGCUACUCUUGGAGGUGGUGGUGGUGGAGGUGGUAGUGGAGCUGAUAACGAUAACGGUAGUACCGGUUCCAAUUCUGCCAACUUGAACUCAGGAAAUAGCAAUAACAUUAGCAAUUGAAUAGAUCAAAGAGAGAUUGAAAACGGUAUUUAACCGUUUAGAUUUCAAUGUUUUGAGCUUUCAUAAAAAUAAAUUCAAUAUAAAAUUA
This is a messenger RNA of Chrysoperla carnea, 319 nucleotides long. Its product is annotated as pathogenicity cluster 5 protein d-like. The record is from RefSeq and is a predicted model, not a curated record. NCBI's taxonomy places the organism in Eukaryota, Metazoa, Arthropoda, Insecta, Neuroptera, Chrysopidae. The coding region runs from base 46 to 231 and encodes 61 amino acids. The transcript has 2 exons.